Carlito syrichta (Philippine tarsier) is the source of this 1897-nucleotide messenger RNA. RefSeq names its product CWF19 like 1, cell cycle control (S. pombe) (gene CWF19L1). The transcript is spliced from 14 exons. The coding region runs from base 4 to 1614 and encodes 536 amino acids. Lineage: Eukaryota; Metazoa; Chordata; Mammalia; Primates; Tarsiidae. Gene Ontology annotation, cellular component: post-mRNA release spliceosomal complex. Gene Ontology annotation, molecular function: RNA lariat debranching enzyme activator activity. Gene Ontology annotation, biological process: mRNA splicing, via spliceosome. The record is from RefSeq and is a predicted model, not a curated record.
CGGAUGGCACAGAAGCCGCUGCGCAUCUUGGCUUGCGGAGAUGUGGAAGGGAAGUUUGAUGUUUUAUUCAACCGAGUUCGAGCAAUUCAGAAGAAAAGUGGAAACUUCGAUCUGCUGUUGUGUGUAGGAAAUUUCUUUGGCUCCACCCCAGAUGCUGAGUGGGAGGAGUAUAAGACUGGCGGCAAGAAAGCUCCUAUCCAGACGUGUGUGCUCGGCGCCAACAACCAGGAAACAAUGAAAUAUUUCCAGGAUGAUGGGUGUGAAUUGGCUGAGAACAUUACUUAUCUAGGUCGCAAAGGUGUCUUCACUGGAAGCUCGGGGCUGCAGAUUGUGUACCUCAGUGGGACAGAGUCCUUGCAUGAGCCCGUCCCGGGUUACAGUUUCAGUCCCAAGGAUGUGUCUUCCCUGAGAACGACGUUGUGUUCCACCUCCCACUUUAAGGGUGUUGAUAUCUUGCUCACAUCCCCGUGGCCCAAGUAUGUGGGGACCUUCGGGAAUCCUUCUGGAGACGUCGACACCAAAAAAUGUGGUUCUGCUUUGGUCUCCAGUCUUGCCACAGACCUGAAGCCAAGAUACCAUUUUGCUGCUUUGGAAAAGACCUACUAUGAGAGGCUUCCAUAUCGAAACCAUAUUGUUCUACAGGAGAAUGCACAGCAUGCCACCCGGUUCAUCGCUCUGGCGAAUGCUGGAAACCCAGAAAAGAAGAAGUAUCUUUAUGCAUUCAGUAUUGUGCCCAUGAAACUGAUGGAUGCAGCAGAACUGGUAAAACAGCCUCCAGACGUCACAGAAAACCCUUACCGAAAGCUGGGGCAGGAGGCAUCCGUAGGAAAGCCAAUUCCCGCCCCUGCGGAAGAAUCGGCCUGUCAAUUUUUCUUUGAUUUGAGCGAAAAGCAGGGAAGGAAGCGUUCAUCCACAGGCAGAGAUAACAGAUCUCCUCACCCAAAGCAGCCUCGCAAACCUCCUCCGCCUCCAGGACCCUGCUGGUUUUGCCUGGCCAGCCCUGAAGUGGAGAAGCAUUUGGUGGUCAACAUUGGCACGCAUUGCUACCUCGCCCUGGCCAAAGGAGGCUUAGCCGAGGACCACGUCCUCAUCCUGCCCAUCGGACACUACCAGUCGGUGGUGGAGCUCUCGGCGGAGGUGGUGGAGGAGGUGGAGAAGUACAAGGCUACGCUGCGGCGGUUCUUCAGGAGCCGCGGGAAGCGGUGCAUUCUGUUUGAGAGGAACUACAGGAGCCAUCACCUCCAGCUGCAGGUCAUUCCUGUGCCACUCAGCUGCUGCGCCACCGAUGACAUUAAAGACGCCUUCGUCACCCAGGCACAGGAGCAGCAGAUGGAGCUGCUGGAAAUCCCAGAGCACUCUGACAUCAAGCAGAUUGCACAGCCAGGAACAGCAUAUUUUUACGUUGAACUUGACACCGGAGAGAAGCUUUUCCACAGAAUCAAAAAGAGUUUUCCUUUGCAGUUUGGAAGGGAGGUCCUGGCUAGUGAAGCCAUCCUUAAUAUUCCUGACAAGUCUGACUGGAGGCAAUGUCAGAGCAGCAAGGAAGAGGAGGAGACCCUAGCUCGUCGCUUCCGGAAAGCCUUUGAACCCUUUGACUUCACUCUGGACGAGUAAGCAAAGAGAAGUAUGCUUUAUAAACUUCACAGGAAGCGGCAGAAGCCUGCCUUUGGAGACUAGUCUCCCACGAGGACUGUUUCCUUGCCUCUUUUUCAUGCGUUCCCACGGAACUUGUCUGCAACAAGGGACCCAACAGGGACUGUUGCAGGGGAAGAGUCAUUCUCGGAUGAAAACCCUAUGGUAGAAGCAUGUCUCAUUCAGUUCCAAGAACAGCUUGUGUUUAUCAGCAUUUUCUAAGCCCUUUAAACUAGCAAAUAAAACCCAAAUGCUUUUCCAUGGU